UAUGUUACCCUGCAGUAAUUUGAUGGUGUUUUUUACAGGCCCUCAUCUCCAAUUUGAGGAUGAGGUUACUUCUUUACAGCUUCAAGUGGACAAGCUCACUGCUUUGGGAGUUAAUAAGAUCAUUGCCCUUGGACAUUCUGGCUUCGCAGUGGACAAAAAGAUUGCCAAGAAAGUUCGGGGAGUGGAUGUUGUGAUUGGAGGACACACCAAUACAUUCUUAUUCACAGGAGAUCCCCCAUCCUCAGAGGUUCCUGCAGGACCAUACCCGUUCAUGGUCGAUUCUGAGGAUGGGCGUCAGGUUCCUGUGGUCCAGGCCUAUGCAUUUGGAAAAUAUCUGGGAUUCCUAAAAGUGACUUUUGAUUCAAAUGGAAAUGUGUUGAAAUAUUCAGGCAACCCAAUUCUUCUGAACAGCUCAGUAACUCCAGAUCCAGAGAUUCAGGCUGAAGUGGACAAUUGGAGGAAGAAUCUGGCCAAUUACUCUUCUCAGUAUGUAGGACAGACUCUUGUCUAUCUCAAUGGAACUUUUGAGGAAUGUCGAUUUCGUGAAUGUAAUUUGGGAAAUUUAAUCUGUGAUGCCAUGGUCCACACUAAUAUUAAACAUGCUGAUGAAACCCAGUGGAACCACGUCAGCUCUUGUAUUCUGAACGGUGGAGGCAUUCGAUCAGCUAUUGAUGAGCGAAACAGAAAUGGUUCGAUCACCAUGGAGGAUCUGAUCGCGGUGUUGCCGUUUGGAGGCACUUUUGACCUGGUCCAAAUGAAUGGAUCGACUCUGCGACAGGUCUUUGAGCACUCAGUUCACAGAUAUGGAGGAAGCACUGGAGAAUUCCUACAGGUGUCAGGUUUUCAGCUGGUGUAUGAUUUAUCAAAACUGCCUGGAAACCGUGUUAAAAGCGUGAAUGUGCUCUGCACCGAGUGCCGAGUGCCCCGUUAUGAGCCGCUCGACCCCAAGAAGGUGUAUAAAGUGGUGCUGCCCUCUUACCUAGUGGACGGAGGAGAUGGAUACUCCAUGAUCAAAGAGCAGAAACUCAAACAUGACAGUGGCGACAUGGAUAUCUCAGUUGUUGCCAGCUACAUCUCAGAGAGGAAGAGAGUUCAUCCAGUUGUGGAAGGACGUAUUCAGUUUUCCAGCUCUUGCAUUGGACAUCGAGGAUACAUGCCCAUCAUUCUGCUGGUGUGGGCUCUCUGGGUCAUGAUUGUUUAGCCAGUCAGAUUGCUUUCAAUGUACUUGAGUAACAACAUGUAGCGUCAGAGGAAAACAAGAAACUUUUAAUCCAAAGAUUAGUUGCCUUCAUAGAAGUAAACAGUUCAGAUGAACUGACCAUUAACACUGUGAUCAGGACCGCCACUCGUCUUGUUGCACGAGUUGUCAUUAGAGCAAUACGGAGAUCUUCUAUUCAGGCAUUUACUACUAUGAGGAAUCCCACAAGAAAUGUACAGGUCAUUUAUCAACCCACAAUGAUUUUUUUGCAUAAAAAUACAUUUUUAAAGUCCAUUAAGCUAUUUCUGUGAUGAUAUUUAUAGAUAUUUAUCACUCAUUCAAAUUCUCAUUAUUACAAUGUGAAAAUAAGACUACAUAAUGGUAGUAUGAUUUAAUUCAUGCAGACUUUCUUAGCCGGAUGAUUUUUAUUGUUUUGUAUAUCAGUAAUACAUUUUUGGGCCUACCCAAAUGUUGUUUUUUUUUGUUUUUUUUAAUCAGGACUUGUAUAUGGGUAAGUUUCAUAAAAAAAAAUAUUACUUUUUGAGCAAAAAGCUGGGAUCACAUUUGUUUUCUAAAGACUACAACGUGCAUAAGAUGGUUUAAUCGUUUGUUUCUGCUUCUUUUUUUGCCAAUGUUUUGAUCCAGAGUUUCUGUACUCUUAUAACAUAUACCGUAUAACGAUGAUGACCUGUACAUAUUUUCAAGAGAUUCUUCUUGGGUAGAGGUUUAAUGUAUAUAUAAUUACAAUUAAUUAGCACAACUUGUCAAGAUUAUAGAUGCUGAUCUGUGAUUUCUUCUUUGUCUGGCAAUAAAUCACCACUCUCUUUUCUUAGAGUUGCUAUUCUUGUUCCUAUAAAGCAGUAGAACAUAUAUAUUUAAAACAAAUUAAUUCAUUUAUUCUAAUACAUAUGACCAGGGACAAAAGAGUUGGAUAUAUUACAUUUUAAUAUAGAGAGCAAAGAGCAUUUACAAAACCCCUUUCCCCACAGGACUUUUAUUUCACACACAGCUCUUAACUGACACUAUAUGAAAUGUAUCAGUUAUAUUUUUUUUCACUUGUUUCUGUAUUUUGUCUUAACGGACUGUCUAGAAUGUAAAAUGGUCACAAAGAUGUUGAUUCAAACUCCUGAUGUUGUUACAAUUUAAACAAGAAUGGAAAAAUAAGGCAGGGAUCCAAUGAUACAAUAAAAUAGUCACA
Messenger RNA from Pimephales promelas (fathead minnow), 2396 nucleotides. The record is from RefSeq and is a predicted model, not a curated record. NCBI's taxonomy places the organism in Eukaryota, Metazoa, Chordata, Actinopteri, Cypriniformes, Leuciscidae.